AUGCAGGUGGCGUGCAACCGCACCGCGGAGGCGCACUCCUUCGGCUUCAUCGCAUCCAGCAUGGAGGCCCAGGCCCACACGUCAUUGACGCCAAUAAUGACUGACGCUACUGCUCCUCGACAGGCGCCUCCUCAUCUCCCUGCGCUCUCUGCUUGGCCUAUAAAUCUGACGCGGUGUCCCUUGCUCAGCCUUUCAAGCUCUGUUUGCCUCUCUUUGACCGUUGAUGCUCAUCUUGGUUCGUUCCGCGCCAGCUGCCAGUCGAACAGCCACGUCCGGUACCAUGUCGGAUGCGCCCCCAACAAGUUCUCUACUCGCACAACCUCCUUGCUGCUCGUCGCCGCCGAUCUGCUUGUGGUGCUGGUGCUGCGCCGCUCGCUAUGCCGCUUCACCACCGUGUUCCAUGCUACCGAGAUCUCCUUCACCGUGUCCCGCGACACCGAGAGUCCCUGUCCGAAGCUCCAUGCGCUGCGCCAGUCUCCCUCGCCAGCGCCAUCAAACCCGCCAUCGUUGCCGUACCUUGUCGCCAGUUACUGCUUGCCUGCUACGCCGUCGUGUGUCGUAGCCGGAGUCGUCGCCAUCGUCGUUCUGGGCACCUCUUCGGUGCUCCCUUCUCGCUGCGGCGAUCUGUUUCUAUCCACGAUCCGAAGAUAGAAGAAAGGUCCGAUUUAUUUUCACGUCUUCAGUUAAACAUAUUUUAGCUCUACGAUAUUUUUCAGUUUGUAAAAAAUGAUUAAUUAGAGUUCAAACAAUUGGGUUCUGA
Molecule: messenger RNA, 760 nt
Organism: Zea mays
Lineage: Eukaryota; Viridiplantae; Streptophyta; Magnoliopsida; Poales; Poaceae
Exons: 3
Coding region: 1-651 (216 amino acids)
Source: RefSeq, a predicted model, not a curated record